AUGGCUCAACUCCAGCAAGAAACUAGAGCCUUAACCAUGAGCACCAAUCAGUUUCAGCAGGACACAAAAUCAGGCAUGAAGGAUAUGGAGGCUCGAAUAAGUCAAAUGGCAAUUGCCAUCAAUCGCUUGGAGUCCCACGCUUAUGGAAAGCUACCCUCACAACCCGAAGUAAAUCCCAGAAAUGUAAGUGCCAUGACAUUAAGGAGUGGCAAGGAAGUGGAGGGGCCAAAGGUCACGAACUUGAAGAAAAAAAGUGAAGACGAGAUCGAGAAGGAGAUAGAGGAAGAAGGACGCAUUCGUGGAGGUCCUGAGGUAACUCUUACACCAUCGAUACCCGUCAAAUCUAAUUUACCACCUUUUCCAUGCAGGUUGGCAAAAACAAAGAAGGCAGAGAAGGAUAAGGAGAUCCUGGAUGUGUUCAGAAAAGUGGAGAUCAACAUCCCCUUAUUAGAGGCAAUUAAGCAGGUACCGAAAUACGCAAAAUUUCUCAAGAACCUGUGCACCCACAAAAGGAAGUUAAGAGGGGAUGAAAGAGUAGUCGUAGGAGAGAAUGUAUCAUCCAUGCUCCAAAGGAAGCUUCCACCCAAGUGUGGAGAUCCAGGUAUGUUCACGAUCCCGUGCAAGAUAGGAAAUACACCAAUUAGAAAAGCAAUGUUAGAUUUAGGGGCGUCAAUCAAUGUGAUGCCAAAGACCAUUUUUGCUUCUCUAAAUCUUGGGCCACUUAAAGAAACAGCCAUCAUAAUCCAACUAGCUGAUCGCACAAAUGCAUAUCCAGAGGGGCUAGUUGAGGAUGUCUUGGUUCAGGUAAAUGAAUUGAUUUUUCCUGCAGAUUUUUAUAUCUUGGGAGAUGAAAAAUCAUUAAACCCGGCACCUAUCCUGUUAGGUAGACCGUUACUUAGCACUGCCAGGACUAAGAUAGAUGUGAAUGAGGGUACUUUGUCAAUGGAAUUUGAUGGUGAAACUGUGAAUUUCAAUAUUUUUGAGGCGAUGAAGUAUCCAGAAGAAUCUAACUCGGUUUUUGCUUUGAGCGUUGUUGAGCCUUUUGUGCAGGAAAUCUUCGAAUUAGAUGGCAAAGACGCAUUGGAAGUGGCUCUAAUGAAGCAUUUGGAGUUGGGUGUAACUCUUGAUGUGGACUUAAGGGAAGAGUUGCUCCAUGCUGUUGAAGCCUUACACUCACUUCCACCCGUGUCCCCAAGGUAUGAACUUACCUCUCUUUUUGUGCCAGAGGCUAAGACAAAGUUGCUCCCUUCAGUUGUUCAGGCACUGGAAUUAGAAUUAAAGUCUCUCCCAAAGCAUCUAAAGUACGCAUUCCUAGGAGACCGGGAGACACUGCCGGUGAUCAUCUCUGCACACCUAUCUCCAAGUCAAGAAGACAAACUGGUGCGAAUCCUUAUGGAGCAUAAGGAGGCAAUUGGGUGGAGCAUAGCCGAUAUUAAAGGGAUCAGCCUGUCCUUGUGCAUGCACCGGAUAAGGCUCGAGGGUGAUGCAAAACCGGUAAGGCAAGCACAACGGAGAUUGAACCCCCUGAUGAUGGAAGUUGUGAAAAACGAGAUACUCAAACUCCUAGAGGUGGGGAUCAUUUUUGCUAUCUCGGAUAGCCCAUGGGUGAGCCCUGUCCAAGUGGUCCCGAAGAAAGCGGGAGUAACCGUAGAGGAGAACCAGGAAGGUGAUAUGGUCCCGGUCAGGAAAGCUACUGGCUGGCGCCAGUGCAUUGACUACAGGAGGCUCAAUUCUGUGACUAAAAAUGAUCAUUUCCCCCUCCCUUUUAUUGAUCAGAUGGUAGAACGAUUGGCAGGUCGUGUUUACUAUUGUUUCUUGGAUGGCUGUUCAGGCUUUUACAGGAGAUUUAUCAAAGACUUUUCAAAAAUAGGAGCACCCCUGUUCAAGUUACUGCAGAAGGACAUGCCAUUUGAUUUCACAAAUGAAUGCAAGGUGGCUUUUGAUAAACUGAAGGAAUCAUUGACAUCGCCGCUUGUCAUUCAACCCCCAAAUUGGAACCUUCCGUUUGAAAUCAUGUGCGACGCGAGUGACUAUGCCGUGGGAGCCGUGUUGGGACAAAGAAUAGGAAGAGCGCCACACGCGAUCUACUACGCGUCGAGAGCCUUAAGUGGAGCCCAACUUAAUUACUCCACGACGGAAAAAGAAUUACUAGCUGUUGUUUUUGCACUAGAAAAAUUUAGGUCAUAUUUAUUGGGUGCAAGAGAGUUCGACCUAGAAAUCAGGGAUAAGAGCGGAGCUGAGAAUUUGGUGGCUGAUCAUUUGAGCCGGUUGCUCACAAAUCAAGAGGAUAUGCAGUUGAGAGAAUCAUUUCCUGAGGAACAAUUAUUAGUCAUUCAUUCGUCGGCACCAUGGUAUGCCGAUAUUGUAAAUUUUUUGGUAACAAGUGAAUUACCUGCAGGUUGGUCAAAAGCUAAAAGAGAUAAGUUAAGGAGUGAUGCCAAACAUUACCUUUGGGAUGACCCAUAUCUGUGGAGGCAAUGUUCGGACCAAGUAACAAGAAGAUGUGUGAGUGCAGGUGAGUUUCACUCUAUUUUGACUUUUUGUCAUUCGUUUGCAUGUGGAGGGCAUUUUGGUCCUAAGCGGAUGGCUCGUAAGGUGUUGGAAAGUGGUUUUUAUUGGCCUACCCUCUUUAAGGAUGCGUAUUUGUUCUGUAAAUCGUGUGAUAAGUGUCAAAGGGUGGGGAAUAUCUCUCGUAGAGACCAAAUGAGUCAAACCCCCAUAUUAUUUGUUGAGAUUUUUGAUGUCUGGGGUUUAGAUUUCAUGGGUCCUUUCCCCUCGUCUUUUGGUUUCUUGUACAUUAUACUUGCUGUCGACUAUGUUUCAAAAUGGGUGGAGGCAAAAGCCACCCGGACUAAUGACUCUAGAGUGGUUGCAGAUUUUAUAAGAUCUAACAUUUUUGUCCGAUUUGGAAUGCCGAGAGCUAUAGUGAGUGACAGGGGCACUCAUUUCUGCAAUAAGACAAUCACUGCAUUGUUUCGUAAGUAUGGUGUGCUGCACAAAGUGUCAACUCCCUACCAUCCCCAAACGAAUGGUCAGGCCGAAGUGUCAAAUAGGGAGGUUAAGUCAAUCCUGGAGAAGAUGGUGAGGCCUGAUAGAAAGGAUUGGAGUGUGAAAUUGGAAGAUGCUCUCUGGGCCUACCGCACCGCAUAUAAAACACCGAUUGGGAUGUCCCCAUACAGGUUAGUUUUUGGGAAGCCCUGCCACCUUCCGGUGGAAUUUGAACACAGAGCAUUUUGGGCACUUAAGCGGUGUAAUAUGGACCUUAUGGAGGCCGGAGGAAAUAGGAAGCUCCAAUUACAAGAGUUGAAAGAACUAAGGAAUGAAGCCUAUGAGAACGCCGCAAUAUAUAAGGAGAAGAGCAAAAUUUUUCAUGACCAACAAGUGUCGAGGAAGUCAUUUGUCAUCGGGCAAAAAGUCCUACUUUAUCACUCUAGACUUAAGCUUUUUCCUGUGGAAAUCCAAAGUCUUAAGACGGAGAAAAGGUUCAUAGUCAAUGGUCACCGUCUAAAGCCUUAUUAUGAAGGGUUUAUUAGUGAGCCAGUGGAGUUUUAUCUUGAUGUUUUGAUUGUUUUUGUGGUGAUGGACAGAAGACUAGCAGUUCCAAGGCGUGCCCACGCCUUGAAAGGGAGGCACCGGGUGUCCUGA
Coffea arabica (coffee) is the source of this 3645-nucleotide messenger RNA. The record is from RefSeq and is a predicted model, not a curated record. Lineage: Eukaryota; Viridiplantae; Streptophyta; Magnoliopsida; Gentianales; Rubiaceae.